AUGCAGUUCCAUGUCAUCGAACUGGAAAAGUUUCUUGCCGAUCAAACAAUCGUCAGGAAGUCAACGCAGCACAACAUCAACUUCCUCGAAUCCAUCGUUGUUCGACUACAGAGACUUGCUGCGAAGUCCAAAAUUACCAAGGUCGACAUAGAAGGACUCAUAAAAGCCCACCAAUUAAAAGUCUCAAUGGGAAAGAAGGACCUGGAGGCAGUUUUGAUCAAACAGCGUAGCGCCACGGCACAGAUCUCCGAUCACACGAACAAUAACUCAAACAUCCGCAGAAAUAUCAGUGCCAGUGCCGCUUUCCGCAGUAUCGUCGAUGAUCUGGAUGUCAUCGUACAUGCUUUGCAAGAGUCCCUGGCGCCUCCAACUCUUCAUGCCCAGGACAACGCCCGGCUUCGCUCAAUACUUGUUUCGAAGGAGGCAGAGAUUUCACUACUGCAGCAGGAGAUCGCGGAGUUGAAGGUGUGCUCCUACGGUCUAGCCAUCUGCUUGUGA
Colletotrichum graminicola M1.001 is the source of this 498-nucleotide messenger RNA. RefSeq lists its product as uncharacterized. NCBI's taxonomy places the organism in Eukaryota, Fungi, Ascomycota, Sordariomycetes, Glomerellales, Glomerellaceae. The record is from RefSeq and is a predicted model, not a curated record. Bases 1 to 498 code for a protein of 165 amino acids. The transcript has a single exon.